AUGGCCAGCAGGAACUGGACCCUGGUGACUGAGUUCCUCUUCUCGGUGUUCCCGCGCCCGCACGAAGGCAGCCUCUACUUCUUCGUGCCCCUGCUGCUGGUCUACGUCUUCAUCGUGGCCGGGAACCUGGCCAUCUUCCUGGCGGUGCAGCGGGACGCGGCCCUGCACACGCCCAUGUACUUUUUCAUCAGUGUGCUGUCCUUCCUGGAGGUGUGCUACACCACCACCACCAUCCCCAAGAUGCUGGCCAGCCUGGCCGGCGGGCACAGAGGCAUCUCCCUGGCGGGCUGCCUGCUGCAAAUGUACUUCUUCCACUCGCUGGGCAUCAGCGAGGGCUGCGUGCUGACCGCCAUGGCCAUAGACCGGUACGUGGCCAUCUGCCACCCGCUGCGCUACCCCACCAUCGUGACGCCGCGGCUCUGCGCCCAACUCACCGCCGGCUCCUGCCUCUGUGGCUUCCUCCUGGUGCUCCCCGAGAUCGCGUGGAUGGCCACGCUGCCCUUCUGCGGUUCCAACCGCAUCCAGCAGAUCUUCUGUGACUUCACGCCCCUGCUGCGCCUGGCCUGUGCGGACACGUCGCUGGUGGUCAUCGUGGACGCUGUGCACGCGGCAGAGAUCCUGGCCUCCUUCCUGGUCAUCGCCCUGUCCUACGCCCGCAUCAUCGUGGUCAUCCUGCGCAUGCCCUCGGCCGAGGGCCGGCACAGAGCCUUCUCCACCUGCACCGCACACCUCGCCGUCUUCCUGCUGUUCUUCGGCAGCGUGGCUGUCAUGUACCUGCGCUUCUCGGCCACCUACUCCGUGUUCUGGGACGUGGUCACAGCAGUCGCCUUCGUCAUCCUGGCCCCCUUCCUGAACCCCAUCAUCUACAGCCUGAGAAACCAGGACAUGAAGGACGCCAUCCGGAGGGUCUUCUGCUCACAGCCCAGGUAG
Sorex fumeus (smoky shrew) is the source of this 930-nucleotide messenger RNA. RefSeq names its product olfactory receptor 6K6. The record is from RefSeq and is a predicted model, not a curated record. Gene Ontology annotation, cellular component: membrane. Lineage: Eukaryota; Metazoa; Chordata; Mammalia; Eulipotyphla; Soricidae. Bases 1 to 930 code for a protein of 309 amino acids. Gene Ontology annotation, molecular function: olfactory receptor activity; G protein-coupled receptor activity. The transcript has a single exon. Gene Ontology annotation, biological process: G protein-coupled receptor signaling pathway.